Triticum aestivum (bread wheat) is the source of this 1881-nucleotide messenger RNA. RefSeq names its product disease resistance protein RGA2. Lineage: Eukaryota; Viridiplantae; Streptophyta; Magnoliopsida; Poales; Poaceae. The record is from RefSeq and is a predicted model, not a curated record. The coding region runs from base 1 to 1881 and encodes 626 amino acids. The transcript is spliced from 5 exons.
AUGGCUCAUCAUAUUGGAGAGCAUUUCAUCGGUAUCAACCAAAUGGAUGGAAACUCAAGAUCUUCAUCAAAACGAGCGAAGUUGUUGGUCAUGAGGAUGGGUCCUCAGAUUAAGAAGCUCUCCAUCAAGCAACAAAAUGAACGUCUGGAGAUUGAGAACAAAAUACUGGCGAUAGAGAACCACAAAAUGCGCGAGGAGUUGAGGACAUACCGAUGUGUUGCUUGCUUGAAGAUUGAAAAUGCCUGCCUGAAAGCUGAGCUUGCACGCUCGUUUCGUAACACUGCUGCAAUUCUAGAAGCUGAAGCACAAUUUGAAGUGGAGGUUGGGUUUUCCUCUACAGCACCCCAGAUUCCAGCGGAUACUAGCGCAACUGGACCACUCCAGCCAGGCGACCUCAUCAGCAGGUCUGCAUCAUUCGUGAUCAGCAAAUACUUCCAGCAGCAGCCUGACAUCAACAAGAUUGUCCAAAGGCUACAGAGUGUUGUACUGAGAAUCGACAUCGUCGUCGAGGAGGCCGAGGCGCGGGACAUCACCAACCAGGGGAUGCUCCGUCAGCUCAAGAUGUUGAGGCAAGGGAUGUACAGAGGCCACUAUGUUCUCGAUGCCUUGAGAUUCCAAGCAGCCCUCGACGAGGAGAAGGUAAGCCACUCAUCAUCUGCGCUCUCUAAAUCCAGUGCAGCCAAACGGCUCCGUUUCUCUCGGACCGGCAGUGGCAGCAGCAACAGAGAAGCAUUGUUGUUUGGCACAAACAGCAACAUGCGAGAAGAGCUGCAACAGAUGGUUGAUACCCUUGAAGACACCGUGGCUGGUAUGAAGGAGUUUCUUUUCUUCUUGGAAUUGUAUCCUCGGAUACUUCGCCAACCUUACGGCACAUAUUUGCUCUUGGACAACUGCAUGUUUGGUCGCCAAACUGAACAGGAAUGGGUCCUGAAUUUCUUGCUCUGUCCCAGUGUUACACCAGACUUGGCUGUACUUCCGAUCAUCGGUCCAAGAAGGGUAGGGAAGAGCACCCUUGUUGAGUAUGUCUGUAGGGAUGAGAGUGUGCGUGGUCACUUCUCGAUGAUCUUGUUCUUUGCAGAAGGUAGUCUCAAGGAUGAAGGACUUGUUGACCUGAAAGGAAACAAUAUUAGUGGUCUAGUCAGACAUCAAAAUUCUGCUUCUCAAAACAGGUUGCUGAUUAUUGUUGAACUAGCUGAGGAUAUUAAUGAGGGAACAUGGAGAAGGUUGAAAUCUUCCGCAAGCAGCAUGGCACCAGGUGGGAGCAAAAUUGUAAUCACCAGUCGAUCAAAUAGAAUUGUGAGUCUGGGAACAACAGAAGCACUUCGACUGGACUAUCUCCCGCAAGAAGCUUAUUGGCAUUUUUUCAAGUCGCUUGCAUUCGGAAGCACAAACCCAGAUGAGCAGCCAAAUAUGGCAAAGAUGGCCAUGGAGAUGGCUUUGGAGCAGAGGCAGAGUUUCACAGGCGCGCGUAUCAUUGCUGGGAUACUGCAAGAUAACUGUAAUCCUCGAUUUUGGCGCACAACUCUUGAACGUACGAGAGCAUCUAUACAGAUAAAUCUCCUUAUGCUUGAACAGCACCCAAUGCUUCUUUUGCGGGAAGAUGAACCGGUGUACAGUCGAAGAACAGACAAGAGCCGAAAACAUUUCUUGAUUUGCAACUAUCAUCAGUCAGAUUCCACUGAGGAUGUCCCUAAGAUCAGUGUGCAGGACAUUAUUUUAGGAUGUGAUGAUACAUUACCCUGUGAAGAAUUUGAGGCUCUUGCAUGGAGGUCUCUCAUACCUCCCUACUACAACUACACAAUAAGCUUUAAGACACAAGAACCACAUCUUACAGUGGGAGGGAAGAAGCGUGCGCAUCAGGAGGAAGAACGUUUAAUUUGA